UUCUGUGGUUGGUGGAGCCCGGGUCGCGGCCCGGAAGCGGAUGGGCUGCGCUGGAGAGUGACCCCGGGACCGGGAGGGGGAGCGGCUGCACUGGGGGCUUGGAGUGACUCCACUUCCACCUAUCGGUCCUUCACGGUCUCCCGUCCACGCAGCCGUCCCCCAUGGCAGCGUGGUCCCGGGAGGCUGUCCUGAGCCUUUACCGGGCUCUGCUGCGCCAGGGCCGCAAGCUGCACUACACCGACCAGGAUUUCUACCUCGCUUUCAUCCGCCGCGAGUUCCGCAAGAACCAAGGGCUGCAGCAGCUGGAGGAUAAGGAGAGACAGCUGGAGAAGGGGCAAGCUUUCCUGCAGAGCAAACUUGGGGGCCUAGUGUAGAC
This is a messenger RNA of Cuculus canorus (common cuckoo), 376 nucleotides long. Its product is annotated as MIEF1 upstream open reading frame protein-like. The transcript is spliced from 2 exons. Lineage: Eukaryota; Metazoa; Chordata; Aves; Cuculiformes; Cuculidae. The coding region runs from base 162 to 374 and encodes 70 amino acids. The record is from RefSeq and is a predicted model, not a curated record.